Molecule: messenger RNA, 4152 nt
Organism: Gasterosteus aculeatus aculeatus (three-spined stickleback)
Lineage: Eukaryota; Metazoa; Chordata; Actinopteri; Perciformes; Gasterosteidae
Gene: fbxo11b
Product: F-box protein 11b
Biological process (GO): regulation of apoptotic process; ubiquitin-dependent protein catabolic process
Molecular function (GO): protein binding; zinc ion binding
Source: RefSeq, a predicted model, not a curated record
GGUUAAUGGCUCCUCCUGCUACAGACUGAGACGAAGCUGGCACCGAGCAGCGAUACGGGGGGAGCUGUAACACCACGGAGGGGGGAAAAAAAGCGAUUACACCCCAAAUACCAGCGGGUUUUUUGAUCGCAAUUGUUUGGGUGUAUCUCGGAACGGCGCGGAGCGGGUGUUAGUUUGGGUCGAGGGCUACAUUUUCAAGCGUGUGGUCGAGAAUAGCCUAUUUUUUUUCUCAACCACCAACUCCCCAGAUGAACUCCGUCAGAGCCACCAACAGGAGACCCAGGCGAGUGUCAAGGCCGCGCCCGGUGCAGCCCGAACGGAACAACGGGGACAGAGAUGAGGAGGCUCCUGCAGCAGCUGCAGCAGAAAUGGCUAUUGAGGAGUCUGGUCCAGGAGCUCAAAACAGUCCCUAUCAGCUUCGACGCAAGACCCUGCUUCCCAAGAGAACCGCUACUGCCUCUGCCACCGCCUCUGCCUGCCCCAGCAAGGGCCCAAUGGAGGGAGCUUCGACUUCAUCAACAGAGGCCUUUGGCCAUCGAGCCAAGCGGGCACGAGUGUCCGGUAAGAGCCACGAUCUGCCAGCAGCACCAGCAGAGCAAUAUUUGCAGCAGAAGCUUCCAGAUGAGGUCGUUUUAAAGAUCUUCUCCUACUUACUGGAACAGGACCUCUGUCAGGCAGCUUGUGUCUGCAAGAGAUUCAGCCAGCUAGCCAACGACCCCAUCCUCUGGAAGCGUCUAUACAUGGAGGUGUUUGAGUACACGCGUCCCAUGAUGCAUCCUGAGCCCGGCAGGUUCUACCAAGUCAGCCCCGAGGAGCAUGAACACCCAAACCCCUGGAAGGAGAGCUUCCAACAGCUGUACAAAGGUGCUCAUGUAAAACCAGGCUUUGCUGAGCAUUUCUACAGUAACCCCGGAAGAUACAAAGGCAGAGAGAAUAUGCUGUAUUACGACACCAUUGAGGAUGCACUGGGUGGAGUGCAGGAGGCCCACUUUGACGGUCUAAUUUUUGUCCACUCUGGCAUUUAUACAGACGAGUGGAUUUAUAUAGAGUCUCCCAUCACGAUGAUUGGUGCAGCUCCUGGUAAAGUAGCAGACAAGGUGGUGAUAGAGAAUACUAGGGACUCGACAUUUGUCUUCAUGGAGGGCUCAGAGGAUGCCUAUGUGGGAUACAUGACCAUCAAGUUUAAUCCUGACGAUAAGUCGGCGCAGCACCACAACGCCCACCACUGUCUGGAGAUCACCGUUAACUGCAGCCCCAACAUCGACCACUGCAUCAUCCGCUCGACGUGCACAGUGGGUUCGGCUGUGUGUGUGAGCGGUCAGGGAGCUUGUCCAAACAUCAAACACUGCAACAUCAGUGACUGUGAGAAUGUGGGACUGUACAUUACAGAUCACGCACAGGGCAUCUACGAAGACAAUGAAAUCAGCAACAAUGCGCUAGCAGGAAUUUGGGUGAAAAACCACGGUAACCCCAUCAUUAGACGUAACCACAUCCACCACGGUCGAGAUGUCGGGGUGUUCACCUUUGAUCACGGCAUGGGUUACUUUGAGAACUGCAACAUCCAUAGAAACCGCAUCGCCGGCUUCGAAGUGAAGGCCUACGCCAACCCCACAGUGGUGCGCUGCGAGAUCCAUCACGGCCAAACGGGGGGCAUCUACGUCCACGAGAAGGGACGGGGACAGUUUAUAGAGAACAAAAUUUAUGCCAACAACUUUGCUGGCGUGUGGAUCACGUCCAACAGCGACCCGACGAUACGGGGAAAUGCUAUAUUCAACGGUAACCAGGGAGGGGUGUACAUAUUUGGAGAUGGACGGGGUUUGAUAGAGAGUAACGAUAUCUAUGGUAACGCCUUGGCGGGAAUCCAGAUCCGAACCAACAGUUGCCCCAUUGUCCGGCACAACAAGAUCCACGACGGACAACACGGGGGCAUCUAUGUGCAUGAGAAAGGCCAGGGAGUGAUCGAGGAGAACGAGGUCUACAGCAACACACUGGCAGGAGUCUGGGUGACCACGGGCAGCACUCCCGUCCUCCGCAAGAACCGCAUCCACAGUGGAAAACAGGUGGGUGUGUACUUCUAUGACAACGGGCAUGGUGUGUUGGAAGACAAUGACAUCUACAAUCACAUGUACUCUGGUGUGCAAAUAAGGACGGGGAGCAACCCAAAGAUCAGGCGCAACAAGAUAUGGGGAGGCCAGAAUGGCGGGAUUUUAGUUUACAACUCAGGUCUUGGCUUCAUUGAGGACAAUGAGAUCUUUGAUAAUGCCAUGGCGGGGGUGUGGAUCAAGACGGAUAGCAACCCCACGCUGCGACGAAAUAAGAUUCACGACGGCAGAGAUGGAGGCAUCUGCAUCUUCAACGGAGGCAGAGGUCUGCUGGAAGAGAACGACAUCUUCAGGAACGCUCAGGCCGGUGUGCUAAUCAGCACAAACAGCCACCCGAUACUGCGCAAGAACCGCAUUUUUGAUGGCUUCGCUGCAGGUAUUGAAAUCACCAACCACGCCACAGCCACUCUGGAGGGCAACCAGAUCUUCAACAAUCGCUUUGGAGGCCUGUUUCUGGCCUCAGGAGUCAACGUCACCAUGAAAGAUAAUAAGAUUCUCAAUAACCAGGAUGCCAUUGAGAAGGCGGUGAGCAGAGGACAGUGCCUCUACAAGAUCUCCAGCUACACCAGUUACCCCAUGCACGACUUCUACAGAUGUCACACCUGUAACACAACGGAUAGGAACGCAAUCUGUGUAAAUUGCAUCAAAAAAUGCCAUCAAGGGCACGAUGUAGAGUUUAUACGCCAUGAUCGGUUCUUCUGUGACUGCGGAGCGGGAACGUUGUCCAACCCGUGUACGCUCGCCGGGGAGCCGACACACGACACAGACACUCUGUAUGACUCGGCGCCGCCCAUCGAGUCCAACACGCUGCAACACAACUGAAGGCAUCCGGUCCAGUUCCACUCAGUCACACAAGCAUAUAAACACAUUAAGUUGCACACAGCCAUUCACACAUACGCACGCACACAGUUAAAUAUACACACACACACACUCACACUUGCAGCCAUAAGGACCCAGAGAGACUCUGUGAUCGCAGCGCUCUCGUGCGGGAUACUGGUGAAAGAGGCUGCAGAGGAAGCUGCCCGCUGUAGCAGACAGGCUGCAGGCAGAGACGGGCUCCACUAGGGGGAGCAGUGGAGCGACCGACAGAAGCCGCAAGGGGUUCCUCACCUGAGUUUCUUAUUUGCAGUCUGUAGACAAAGAUGAGGAGAGAAGGGCAAUGCAGCUGUCGAUGGUGGCCUUCGCCUCUCUGUCAGCGCAUGAAACCCCCCCCCCUCCCUCCUUCCUCGCCUCCCACCGUUAAUCCUUGGCUCCCAGCCCUCUUCUUCCUCACAAACUGUCAAGAGACUUCCUGCUUCCUCGCAGCUGCCAUCACCAUUGGCUUCCCAGGCAGUUGUAACUAGGCAACAGAUGGGUGGAUGUUGCCCUGCUCUGUUGUGUGUGGAUAAAGAGCAAGAUUGUGUGUGUGUGAUGGAGCACUUGGGCUUUUUAAGAAAAAAAAAAUGUUCUCAAUGGAUUUUAUUUCAAUGCUUUCUCAUGUAGUUUUGUAUUUUCAAGCAAAAAGUUGAGUGUAUUUGAAUGUCUUAUUUUAUUAUAUAUAAUUAUUUUCCUUUGGUUAGCACCCAUCCCGACCCCAAGGCAGAGCGCAGACACUCAAGCGUCCCAGUGGUGAAGUUCUUUCUGUGAAAGAGAAUUUAAACACUAAAAACCCUCUCCGGUAUAUUAGCUUAAAUGGCAGGUGGAGGGGCUCCACACUUGUACAAAGGAGUGAGUGUUGUGUACAGUGAAAGUUGUGUGUGUGUGUAUAUGUUUAUACGUUGAUGCAGUCAGUGUUUUGUGGAGAGGGUUUCAAUAGGAGGCGUUGGAGCUCCCUUGAACUGGAACGGAGUCAAUCUGCUGCCCCCCCCCCUGUGUAUCGUGGUGACUGUGGCUCCUCAUGCAGCCUGAAUCGUAUGCAUGUACCAUAACAUCUAGACUUAAUAUAUUGUGAAGUACUCAAUAACCAUUAUGUAGAUGCUAGUUGGAAUUCAAAAAGGGGUAUACUUUCUUAGAAAGACAAAAAAGAACAGGAAACUGGCCAUUUCUAAGAAAAUAAAACUUUAUUAGAUCA